Molecule: messenger RNA, 1116 nt
Organism: Hibiscus syriacus
Lineage: Eukaryota; Viridiplantae; Streptophyta; Magnoliopsida; Malvales; Malvaceae
Product: probable prefoldin subunit 3
Exons: 6
Coding region: 188-781 (197 amino acids)
Biological process (GO): protein folding; microtubule-based process; tubulin complex assembly
Cellular component (GO): cytoplasm; prefoldin complex
Molecular function (GO): tubulin binding
Source: RefSeq, a predicted model, not a curated record
CACUGACCUUUUAUAUGGUCCUCCGCCUUCGAACUCCAAGCUCCGCUCCCUCGGCUCAGUCACUCGCAUCACUCAGACAGAGACAAACACUACAGCUUCUUCGAAGCUCACACCGUACGGAUCGGCGGCGUAUUUUUUCUUCCUCUGAUUUUCACUCUCUCAAUCGAGAAAGAAAAACAUUCAAAACAUGGCGGCGGCUGCAUCUUCGUCUUCAACGGCAUCACCCAAAACGACGACGGAGAGGAGAGGAAUACCCGGAGCUCAGUUCGUAGAAGAUGUCGAGAUUUAUCUCUCUCAAAAUGGCCUCGAUGUUAACUCUGCCCUCGCCUUUCUCCAAGAAAGGCUUCAGCAGUAUAAGUUGGUCGAGAUGAAGCUUCUUGCUCAGCAACGAGAUCUUCAGGCAAAAAUUCCUGAUAUCGAGAAAUGCUUGGACGUGGUUGCCACUUUACAAGCUAAGAAGGGUACUGGUGAGGCUCUCAUUGCUGAUUUUGAAGUCUCUGAAGGCAUAUUUUCUCAGGCUCGCAUUGAGGAUAACGAUUCAGUUUGUUUAUGGCUAGGAGCUAAUGUCAUGUUGGAAUAUUCAUGUGAAGAGGCCACGUCGCUACUGAAAAAGAAUUUGGAAAACGCCAAAGCAAGUUUGGAAGUUCUUAUAGCUGAUUUGCAGUUCUUGAGGGAUCAAGUGACCAUAACUCAGGUAACUAUCGCUCGUGUGUAUAAUUGGGAUGUCCAUCAACGACGGAUCCGUCAAACUUCUACUUCUUCCACAGCCAAGGAUUCAUGAACUUAGAAAUACCGUUUCUUGAUAUAUGGUUGGUAGAGAGUAUGCUCCUAUCCCCGUUUUUCGUUGUUUCGAUCAACGUUCCAUCCGUGAAUUUCUCGAUCGAUCUAGAAUUUCAGUCCGGGGCCUCUCCAUAUCUACAAUUUCCACUAGCCGUAGGUUAAUUAUGUUUCUGGGAGCAAUUUGCCAUGUGAUGGUUAAGGGUAAAACUUUUGGAUGUCAUAUGUAACAGCUAUUUUUACUAUGAUCGUUGGAGGUUUGUGUUCUAUUUGUUUGCAGUGUCAUUGGUAUUUGAUGAAUCCAACAAUUGCAGUGAAGACUUUGGUUGAAAUUUGAAA